AUGUGGAGAUCUUGGUUGGACCUUCAAACCGAUCAAAAUCUAAAAGACAGCCAGCAAAUCGUCCAGCUCUUCAAGGUAAACAUUUUCUUACUUUCGACAGUCGGCAAUCGCAUCCCACCAGCGUUCCUACCGACACCCGACUUCCACUCGAUCACUGAGCUCAGUUCUAUUAGGAACUUUCGAGGAAAAGCUCAGAAGAAGUUGAAAAAUGCAGCUCCAGUCGCUCCAGGAACGCCGGAGCAAAAGGCUCGUCUGGAUAUAGCGAUGAAAAACGCCAAGGAGGCUCCAUGCUAUAAUGACCCAAAGCUGGUCACCUCGUCAUCUCUGUUCGACCCAUCAAAGCAAGAAGUGCCGCAAGAGGUACAUAACCCCGUCUCCACCUCUUUUGGAGCUUCACCGCAUUCCUUGACUAUGAUAGAGAAAAAUGAAGAAUGGAAAGUGAUCAAAGAGGAAAAAUGGGACGAAUACAAGGAAUGGACCAUCCGAGCAUCAGAGCUCUACAACGAGCACUACGCUCAAGUGCAGGCAAGAUUGGUGACGGCGGUGCCAGUGUGA
Messenger RNA from Caenorhabditis remanei, 555 nucleotides. RefSeq lists its product as uncharacterized. Lineage: Eukaryota; Metazoa; Nematoda; Chromadorea; Rhabditida; Rhabditidae. The transcript is spliced from 4 exons. The record is from RefSeq and is a predicted model, not a curated record. The coding region runs from base 1 to 555 and encodes 184 amino acids.